AUGCAAACCAAGGCUACAUGGACAAUCUUCGCCAUCACACUACCCCUAGUUGACGUCGAGACGUUCAUGGCAUAUAAGUUGAAACCAAUUCAGUUUCGCACCUCAGAGAAUCAACUGAAACAAGUCACCAGCAAGGCGGAGUUCCGUGUCAUCAUCGACUAUCGAAAUCGGUAUUUCAUGCUAAACAUGCAACAAAUGGCAAAAUGCCAUCGCAUGAAUAGCAAUGUCUUGGUAUGCCCAAAGCAGCAAAUGACAUUUACUGCGGAAGCCCAAAUAUGGAAAUGCGAACUCAACCUUUUUCUAAACCAAAGUGGAACCCAAUGUUCACUGGAAGAAACAACAAAUACAUCUACCUGGAUUCAGUUACAUGUCCCAAACGCCUGGAUUUUCUCCACAAAGGAGCCGGCCAACGUAACAGCAGUCUGCGAUACCCAUAAAGAAAACCUAGUCCUACACGACACCGCGAUACUGAAAAUCGAUCCUACUUGUUUCCUAAAGGGCACCCAAUACUCACUGGCCGCUCCUCCCACGGUGAGAUCCCAAAUGCUGGAAGCAUACCCAGCAUUUGGCAAUGUACAAUUGGACAAACCUGAAAGUCAAGAAAUUAUUAGUACGCAAGAAAACUCAGAAGUACUCAACACCGACCAGUUUACCGAGCUCCACAACAACUACAACUAA
Messenger RNA from Scaptodrosophila lebanonensis, 678 nucleotides. RefSeq lists its product as uncharacterized. Lineage: Eukaryota; Metazoa; Arthropoda; Insecta; Diptera; Drosophilidae. The record is from RefSeq and is a predicted model, not a curated record. The coding region runs from base 1 to 678 and encodes 225 amino acids. The transcript has a single exon.